Molecule: messenger RNA, 9277 nt
Organism: Alligator mississippiensis (American alligator)
Lineage: Eukaryota; Metazoa; Chordata; Crocodylia; Alligatoridae
Product: arf-GAP with SH3 domain, ANK repeat and PH domain-containing protein 2
Exons: 28
Coding region: 67-3039 (990 amino acids)
Biological process (GO): positive regulation of GTPase activity
Cellular component (GO): cytoplasm
Molecular function (GO): protein binding; GTPase activator activity
Source: RefSeq, a predicted model, not a curated record
GGACAGACUCUGAGUUGCUGCGAGUCAGCCCCAGACUCCAUUCCUUGUGUGCACCCCACAGGCAGGAUGCCGGAGCUCAUUUCUGUGUGCGACUUCAUUUCUCAGGCCCUGGAAGAUCUGAGUUCUCCAACCACCUCCUCCUUCACCAGCUACAUGAGCAAGUGCAGGGCAACUGUCUGCAGCCUGGAAGAGGCUUUGGACUCCGAUCGAGCUGUCUUGCAGAAGAUGAGAAAAGCAACCAAGGCAGAGCAUGCCUCUGGACAAGAUCUCCUUAGUCACAUGGAUGCACAUAUUGUAGGCCAGGAGAGAUUCUCCAUGAAUUACCAGAAUGAAGGAGAGGAGCAGCUGGCUGGCACUUUCACCUGCUUCGCAGAAUUCUCCCGGGAACUGCUGACCCCAAUCAAGAGUUUGUUGCAGAGCUUGUCUCACAACAUUAACUUUCCCUUGGAUUCGCUGGUAAAGGGAGACUUAAAAGAAGUUAAAGGGGACUUCAGAAAACCUUUUGAGAAAGCAUGGAAAGACUAUGAGACCAAGCUCAUUAAGAUCGAGAAGGAGAAGCGGGAGCUGGCCAAGCAAUAUGGGAUGGUGCGCAACGAGGUGAUGGGAGGGGAGAUCGCUGAGGAGAUGGAGAAGGAGCGCAGGAUGUUCCAGCUAAACAUGUGUGAGUAUCUAAUCAAGGUGAAUGAGAUUAAAACCAAGAAAGGAGUCGACUUGCUGCAAAACUACAUCAAACAUUGUAAUUCACAGUUCAAUUUUUUUCAGGAAUGUUUAAGAACAACAGAGAAACUUAAGCAGUUUAUCAAGAAGCUUACCCCCGAACUACAGAGUAUGAAGGUCAGGCAGGACAAGGAGAAGAAGCAGCUGUGCUCCCUUCGGGAUCAGCUGAAAACAGCAUUGCAGCUGGAACAGAAAGAGGAUUCUGUGAGCAAGCAGCUAGGGUAUAACAUGCAUCAACUACAAGGGAACAAGACAUAUGGUACUGAGAAAUCAGGAAGCCUCUUUAAGAAGAGCGACGGGCUGAGAAAGGUCUGGCAGAAGAGGAAGUGCACUGUCAGGAAUGGCUAUCUGACCAUCUCUCAUAGCACGCUGCACCGUUCACCAGCCAAACUAAAUUUGCUCACUUGCCAAGUGAAGCCAAAUUUGGAUGACAGGAAGUGCUUUGAUCUCAUUUCACAUAAUCGCACGUACCACUUCUUGGCGGAGGAUGAGCAGGAAUGUAUUGCCUGGAUUUCUGUUCUCAGCAACAGCAAGGAAGAGGCUCUGAAUGUGGCCUUCAACAGGGGCCAAGGGAGUGGAGAGAACAGUAUGGAGGAGCUGACAAGGGCCAUUAUUGAGGAGAUAAAGUGCCUGCCAGGGAACAGGGCCUGCUGUGACUGCUCAUCGCCAGAUCCCACUUGGCUCUCCAUUAACCUGGGCAUCCUGAUCUGCAUUGAGUGCUCUGGUAUUCACCGGGAGAUGGGUGUGCACCUUUCCCGCAUCCAGUCACUGUCCCUGGAUAAACUGGCAACCUCUGAGCUCUUGUUGGCUAAGAAUAUUGGCAAUUCUGGUUUUAAUAACAUCGUGGAAGCCAAUCUUCCCAGCUCUUCACUGAAGCCAGCGACACACAGUGAUAUGGCCCUUCGGAAAGAUUACAUUAUUUCCAAAUAUGCUGAGAGGAAAUAUGCUAAGAGGAGCAGUGAGAGCUCAACUGCCCUGCAUCGGGGGUUGCUGAAAGCCAUCAGGUCGAAGGACAUAUUCACGCUUCUCCAGGCCUAUGCUGAAAAGAUGGAUUUAGAUGACCCUGUUCUGGAGCCUACAGGGGAGCCCGGGGAAACUCUUCUCCACCUGGCAGUGUUACAGUCUGACCGAACCUCCUUGCACAUUGUUGAUUUUCUAGUGCAGAACAGUGGGAGCCUGGUGAAGCAGACAGUGAAGGGGAACACACCACUUCAUUACUGCUGCCUCUACAAUAAACCUGAGUGUAUAAAGCUUUUUCUCAGAGCCAAGGCCAACAUUGCCAUCACUAAUAAUGUGGGAGAAACAGCCCUGGAUGUUGCCAAGCGAAUGAGGCAUUCCUUGUGUGAAGAACUGCUGCUUCAGUCUCAAAACAAUCAAUUCAACAUGCGUGUCCAUGUGGAGUAUGAGUGGCGGCUGGGCCAAGAUGAUAUGUAUGAGAGUGAUGAUGAUCUGGAUGAGAAGCUGAGUCCUGUGAAAAAGGAGCAAGUUUUCCGUCCUCAGAGCUACCAGUCACUUACCACUGCCUCAAAGCAGUGGGCAAAGGGGCCAAGUAUAGCACCACAGGGGAAGCAACAUGAUUUAUAUGCCACCCCAACUGCUCAUCCCCGCAACCUUGCUGAACUAGCAGCCCCGAUGUCUCCUCCAUGUGUGCCACCUCUUCCACCACGUGGGAUAAUCCGAGCUCCCAAUGUGCCUCCACCCCCUCCCCCUACCAGAUUGCCAGUCUUUGCUGAUGACACAACAACCAGGAAGAUCCCCCCACUGAAUGUGAACAUCAAGCACAAGCGAACUUCCUCAGAGCCUGUGCCUUGGGUGCCUCUCAGCCCUGUGCCAUCUAGCCAGGCCAGCCUGGCUACAGAUUCUGGACCCUUCCUACCUCCCAAAUUCCAUUUUACAGAAGGAAUCUCUAAAAGGAGACUGAGCACUGGCUCCCACCAGCAUCCCAGCCUCCCCACCCCCAUGACUAUCUCACAACAAGCUGCCCAGAAGAGAGUGGAGAUGCUCUGUCCACCUGACCCCAGCAAAGGGCAGAGACUGAUAUCGCAUCAUCCCUCACAAGAGCCAGGCCCAGGCUCAGCUGUAUCCCAGGAUGUUCCACCACUCCUUCCUAGGAGGGGCAGUCUGAAUAAGUCACCCCUCCGCAGGGUCCGAGCCCUGUAUAACUGUGUGGGUGACCGUGAAGAUGAGCUGACUUUCAGCCUGGGAGAGAUCAUUGUAGUGGCUGAAGAGGAGGACAGCCAAUGGUGGAAUGGAUGGAUUGAAGGGCAGCCUCACAGGAAAGGUGUCUUUCCAGUUUCAUAUGUUCACAUGUUGAGUGAAUAAGAACUGCAUGAUCUAAGAAGAAAACAAAAUGGCAGGUGCUCAAAGCACAAUUCUUCCAGCACUCCCUGUUUCCAGAGGGCUUCCUGCAGAGGACACCUAAGGAGCUUAUGAUGGCUUUCUUACCUCUUCUGUCUUGUGACUUACAUCUUCAGUUCUGCAGCAUGCAGUUCUCUCUCUGGCUGACUCAGAGCAGGGCUUCGUCUGUCUCCUGAAUUGUAAUCAAGUAUCUUAUUUGGUUUCUUUGCAUCCUGUCCUCAGCUUUACAUAUUCAGUGUGAUGUUGCCUUCCUGGACACUGAAAAACUUGCCCUUGCAUGUUAUGAAAUGGGAUUCAGGACUAGUGUAUAAAUGAUUGACAUGACAACUCAGUUGAUAAAUGACAAACAGGCUUUAUUUACUACUCUAUUUACUAUUAAAUGAUCCUAAAGCAAAGCUCAGUAUAUUUUCUUGUAAAAGUGAUAGUAUCUCACCAAUACAGGCAAAGAAGUGGUCUCAGUCUUUUCAGCUUCUUGAGGCAUGGAUCCGUUCACCAGAAGAUCAGCUGGGCACAGUAGCAGUUCUUGUCCGAAUUAUUUUGCACUCUUGAAAUGUGUGCCUUGUUAGGUAUCUCAUUCCUUUUUAUACUCUUUAGCUCAGCAUCUUCAAAGCAUUUUUGAAAUUGAUUUAAAAAACUCAAGCAAUAACUAACAGGAAGAUUCUGUUAAUCACACUGUUCACUGUUGGUUAUCAAAAAGUCCCAAUUUUGACUGAAUUACCUUACUUAGUAACAGGAGAUUAUCAAUCGCUAUUGAGUUGGAACAUAUCAGGAAAAUGAUUAACAACUGGGAAAAACAAAGUUUUUGAAGAGUUGGCUGUGGAAGUUCAAAGGAACCACUGAGGCAAAACAAGAGUUAAUCAGGAGGAGAUAACUGGGGUGCUUCUCUUUAAAUGGUGCAAGCUGGGUAGGUGCCCUGGGGGCUUGCAGGGCUUGACGCUGCAUGGGAAUUCCCAGAGUGCACAGGUGUGGGCCCCUCAAGAGCCCAGAGCACUUGCCUGGGGUGGCUGGAAAGUACAAGCACUGCCUCCCACAGACCUAAUUUCUACCUUUUGUUCCACCACUGAUUGGUCUCUCAUGAGGCAUGAUAAGGGGUAGGAAUGUCUAUUUGCUCACCAUUUGUACCACCAUCAAAAUUUCUAUGGCAGCACAAAUAUGAUGUCAAGCGAUGUCUGUUUCUACCCUCGGUAACCCGGUCACUAAAAAAUACUGAGUUUUCUGCACAAUGCUUACUUCAUAAAAAAUGUUUCAUGUCUGUUUACAACCUCCUCUUCCACCCCAUCCCACUCCAGUUGUCAAACCUCAAAUCAUAAAAACUGCUGUGGAAAAAAGCCAGGGGAGAGGAGGUCACAGCCAUCCCCAUGUGAUUAUGUCAGUAGUGCUCAACUUUUUGGCUCCACGGGCCAAAUGAGAGGUGUGGGGCUGACCUACAGACCAGAUCAGACCCCAAGUGGCAGGGUUUGGCGCUGGGGUCCUGCACCACCUCUGCCAUAUCCUACAUGUGAUGAUUGGGGUCCAGAGCCCUGCACUGGCUCCACCCAGUCCCAUGAGCUGGGAUUGGGCUCUAGGUGCCACUCCCACAUGCUGUGAUUGGACUGUGCACUGGACCUAGUGAACAGGGCCAAGGCCUGUGGGCUAGGGGGAGCCCUGUGGACCAGAUGACAAGGCACUGGAGGUUGGAUCUGGCCAGUGGACUAGGGGUUGAGCACCCCUAGAUUAAGUCAUGAGAGUCACCAUUGGUCUGUUCUGCAGAGGUUUUUCUGCUCUAGUUUUAGGUGUGUUUGAGUGAUGGCAUGUGCUUUAUAUGUUUCCUAUGCCUAUUUCAAAUGCAAGGCUGUAGUCUACAUUAUGAGCAGCUCUGUGUGUAGCAUUCCAUAACCCAGCUCUGUGAAACUCUUAAGAAGGCUUGGGCCAUCAUGUGGGAGGAGUCACGUACUUGGAUUUGAAAUGCUCCAGUACAGUAGGUUAUGACUCCCCAGAUCCACAUUUGGCAAUUUCUUUCAUUUUCCAGGAAAAUAUAAAACUUUCAGAAUUGUUUUUCCUGAGGUCUUGUAUGAAAAAGGGAAGAAUGAAAAGUCUAUGAGUAAUGUUUAAAAUGCUCUUAUUAUUGCUUCGAGUACUUUAGAACACUUUUAAUAACUAAUAGAAUCAUGGAAUCAUAGAAAAUUAGGGUUGGAAGGGACUUCAGGAAGUCAUCUAGUCCAACCCGUUGCUCCAAGCAGGACCAUCCCCAACUAGAUCAUCCCAGCCAAAGCUUUGUUUACCCAGGUCUUAAACACCUCCAAGGAUGGAGAUUUCAUCACCUCUCUGGGUAACCUGUUCCAAUGCUUUACAACCCUCCUAGUGAGAACAUUGUUUCAAUAUCUAACCUAAACUUUUCUUGCAGCAACUCAAGACCAUUGCUCCUUGUUCUGUUAUCUGCCACCAGUGAGAACAGUCCAGCUCCAUCCCCCUUGUAACCACCCUUCAGGUAGUUGAAGGCUGCUAUUAAAUCCCCUCUCAGCCUUCAUUUCUCCAGGCUAAAUAAGCCCAGUGCCCUCAGCCUCUCCUCAUAAGGCAUGUGCUCCAGCCCCUAGCCAUUUUCAUUGCCCUUCACUGGCAAUAUUUCAAAACAGAGCACCCUUUCUUAUGGGUUCUUGGCUGCUUGUUGCUGUCAACUUCAGUCCUGGCAGAGCAGUGUGAAAUGGAGAUGAUAUAAAAAGGAAGGGAGAAGUAACUGCUAGGUUUAAGCAGCCUCAGGAAACAGUUUGCUCAUGUCAGAUUUACUGUCUCUCCUCAGUUGACUGAUAGGUUGAUACCAUCUGUCCUACAAGGGAAGUCUUCUACCUACCUUCAUGCUUGCCUGCAUUCUUGUAUAGAGUUACUGGGGCAAAGAGCAAGUGGGUCUGUGUGUGUAGAAAAAAUCUUGAGGGACUGGAAUGGAUCCUGCCUCCAAUCCUCACCAUUUAGACAUGUUUUAAGCAAGCCCCUUCUACAAUCAGAAUAUGCAAUUGUAAAGCAAACCAAAAGAAAAAAAUCAACAACUCCCUGGCAGUAGUUGCAGAUAGGUGGACAGAUAAACAAAGGGAAGGAAUCAUCACCUUUGUAAUAACUACCAUAGACAUCUUUUUGCAAGUUGUCAGUAGUGAAAUAUAUGAAGUACUAGAGAAAAUUAAAAGUGAAAAAGAAUUUGCUCCGGUGACAGACAGCCAAGUCCAGUAAUAUGAAAGAAGCAUGGGACAUUAUAAUGGGCAAAUAGCCUUUUGUAUUGUUGCAAUAGGAUGCACUUCCCAUAGCCCAAACUUAUUCCUUUAUGAUUUAAUUAAAUUAAAAAUACUUGGAAUGCUCUAUCCAAUAGCAAAAGUAAUAAUGGAAUUUAUUGAAAUGAUUCAUAUUUUAGCAGUCUUUAAGAAAAAGUAAGAAGAAAAGCAUGAUAAUAAUAACAUGGUAACAAGGAAUCAUGACACAGUUCGAACUAGAUGUUGGAAAAGUACUUUCAAAGUUUGCAGAAUUUCAGGUUGUUCUGAAAUGCAGUCUGGACUCUGCCAAGCAUAUUGCUCCAACAACCAGCAGCAAGGCUUUUGUAACAACACAGCCUCUGAUUCUUGUGUCUCAUUUGCUUCAGAUUUGUCUGUCUUCUGCAGCACACGAAAGAAAGGGCAUGAACAAAGAUACAGCUGUAGUGGCUUCCAGAGGGGCAGAAGAGCUGCUGUUACAUGGUAACUCAGGGGAAGGCAAAAUACAGUCUGCAGGCUGCAUCCAGCUCACCAACUGAUUGGAUGCAGCUCAUGGGCAGACACCCACUAAGGCUGGAGACAGCAUUCAAAAUGCCUGAGCCUGAAUUGAUUCAAUCUUUGCAGGUUAGUCUAACCUGGUUAGGCUAAAUCACUUUGUAAUUGUACAGACAUCCCAGAAAUGCAGGCACAUGCCUGAAGUGGCUCUGGCUAGAAGCUGGGCGGUGCUAGAGCAGCCCUCCCUUCCCUUCCACAGCAUGGAGUUGAGGCGGGGGGAUAUGGCCUGGCCCCUGCAAGAUGCUCUGUUAGCCCAGCAGGGAAUUGAUAGUGUUUAUCACCCCCUACUCACUGUUUAUCCCCCCAUUAAGAAAACAACAGAGGGACAUUACCGGCUACCUGUUGAUUCUACCUGUUGAUUCAGCACAGACUGUAGCCACUAGCCAGCAUAUGGUUUGCUAGCUAAUACACAGACACCUCUCCACAAGGCAGAGGGGAGGGGGGAAUUCCUGCUUAGCAGGGACUGGUGAGGGGGACAGGGGUGAGCAGUCUGCAGUCCCUGCCAGAGCUGCAGCCAGGGAGCAGAGGGGAGGGGCCAGCCCUGCUGUGGAGCAGAGAGGCCUUCCCAGCCCAGAGAACAUGCCAGGAUGCUGAGGGUGUCUGGUUUAUCUUAAACCAGCAAGGGGCCUGGGACAGACAUUGCAUAAACCAGUUUGAGCCAAAUCAGUUAAGUCUGAUGCUACGUUCAACCAGGUUUAUCUCAAACCAGUUUCAGCCAUUUUCAAACUGGUUAAUGUGCACUGAACAUCUGUUCUGUUACAAGUUUAAAACAGUUUCUGAUCACCUAAAUUGGUUUAUGUGUAAUUUCUGUCCCUAGCCUAAUUGAUUGGAUCUGGCUUGUGGAUGCCCCCUCCUCCCACCCACUCCCACCACAGCCCUAGCCAGCGUGCACAGCUUCCCAGCGACACUGCUCUCAGUGUGUCUGCAGCUACCCUGGUACUCUUCAACUCCCCCAGCCUCCAGCAGCUCCUUCUCCUGUGCUGCUACACUGCUCUGGCCAGGCAGGGGGGAAGCUGCAGCCAGGCAUCUCUUGCCCCAGCACAUGGGGCUCCAGCUCCUGGCCACCUUCCACCCACUUGGCCACUCACACGUGGCUGCUUAUUGCACUGGGUGGGCUGAGUGGGUGGAAAGCAGCUGGAAGUUGGAGUCCUGUGUGUUGGGGCAGAAGUCACUCACCUGCAGCUUCCUCCCUGUCCAGAGUGGCAUAGCAGGGGCAGGAGAAGGAACCUCUGGAGGCAGGGGGAGCCAAGCAGUACUUGUGCGGCUGUGGCAGCAGCUCUGUCAGGAAGCUGUGCAUGCUGUCUGAGCCAGGGUGCUACUGUCUGGUUAGUACAGGUGGGAGCAGGGCACAGGCUACCCUAGGUGGAGUUCGACCCCAUAUGGAGUGCUGCAUGGGCAGCUGCAGGUCGGAAGGGGGGGGAGGGCAGGCAAGUAGACUGCACCUGCACCAUAUCACCCAGGUGAGCUCUGCUGCAUGUGACCCCUGCCCUCCCCUUCCUCCACCUCUGCUGGCUCCAGGGACCUAGGGCAGGAAUAGCACCCUCCCACACACAUAUCCCCACUCCCCUCCAUACCCACCCCCAUACAAAAUACAAGAAUAAGACUUUAUUUUGAGCUAUUAUGCAAUUCCCUCUAUGUACACUACUAAAAACAUAAAUCAGGACAAGAAUAUUUUAAAAACAAAAUUAAAAUAUAGUAGAUGUUUGAUUUUUAGUAUAUGAUUUUUUAUCUAUAAUUUGUUAAAAUGAUAACUUCUGAAAGUUUUUGUACAGCUCACCAAAACUCUUUAAGUGGCCCUCCACCCCUGUGUAAUUGUUACAUAUGCAUGAUCCUAUAGUAGUACUAGUAAGCUAAAUUGCCCUAAUUUUGAUUCUGAAUGAAGUAGGGUUAAAGUUGGAGUGACUUUUAUAUACUUGUACUAUGAUAGGCUCAAGUGAAGGGAACAGCCGUGGUGUAACAGCUGCCGCAUGUUUUUGAGCAGCUGCUCUUUCUCCCCUUUUGAAGCUACUACAAAUGUACAGUUGUCCAUACCCAAAGUGGUCAGUGUUUGGAAAUAUGCAUGAAAAAAUCAGGAAACAAGCUAACAAGUUGAGAAUCUUGGUUCAGUUAAUCAAGUCUUCAAAUUAAUGAAGUUCAUGAAGAUCACAGUGAAAGUUCAGAAUGAGAAGUUGUGGAUCUUCUUAGAUUCUGAUUAGAAAAGCCACAAGGAAAAUGUGAGCUGUGCCAACAUUUCCAUGAUUAUAUUAGUAACUGAACUGUUAUAUUUGUUUAUAGGAUUGCUACUUUUGCCUACAAAUGACACAUUCUCUACAUGGUGAUAAUAUACUAUUAAAGAGUUUGGUUUUUACUAUAAAGUUUGAAAAGGCAUGCAGAUUUACUGUUUGUCCUUAAUGUUGUGCUGUCUUAACUUUAUUAAAAUGAUAAAUACAAGCCUA